UUAAUUAGUGCGGCAAAGAAAAACAAAAUAAAAGAAAAAGAAAAAACAAAGGACCAAUACUAAACAGCGAAAAAAAGUCUUCUGUGUGUGUGUCUCUCUCUCUACAGCAAAACCAAAAAACCAAACAAAAUUUCUCCUUCUUCGUCUGCAGAGACUCUACCAAUGAAACAGACUCGCUUAUUGUGAACCGAAAAUCUAAAACACAGUGUUUGGGUCAAUUCCCUUCUCGUAAAACAUGCCGUCUCGGUUAAUCCCCACAGUUUCGGCGCCGACCCCUUCAAGCUCGGCCAAAGCCCCCCAUAACAGUCGUCUACUUCCGCCCCUGGCAGCUGCCACCGCCACUACCGCUGCUUUCUCAUUCCUCUUCUUCCUCGUCGUGUGCUUCCGUAAGAUCACCCGCAACCGAACCGCCCCCGAAGUCGACACAGUCUCGAAGCCACCUCACAGCCUCCCCUACUCCGUGCUACGCCGCGCCACCGACUCCUUUGCUGCCUCCCGCCGCCUUGGUCAAGGGGGAUUUGGCCCAGUUUUUUACGGUACGCUUCCUAAGACCAACCAAGAAAUUGCUGUCAAGGUCAUGGACUCUGGCUCCCUUCAGGGAGAGCGGGAGUUCCAGAACGAGCUCUUUUUCGCUGCCAUGCUCGACUCACGACAUGUCGUUUCGGUCCUCGGCUUCUCUUCGGAUAGGAAGCGUCGCCGGAUGUUAUUGGUUUACGAUUAUAUGCAUAAUGGGAAUUUGCAGGAUGCUCUGUUGCAUAGGAAGUGCCCUGAGUUGAUGGUGUGGAAUAAGAGGUUUUUGGUUGCGGUCGAUAUUGCCAAAGGGUUGGAAUAUCUUCACCGCUUGGAUCAACCCAUUAUUCAUGGAGAUAUUAAGCCUAGUAAUAUACUCUUGGACAAGUGCUUCUCGGCCAAGAUUGGGGAUUUUGGGCUCGCGAGGUUGAAAAUGGAUAUUCAAACUGAGAUAGUCGCUGUGGAUGGGUGUGAUGGAGUUAAGGCCAACGGUAGUAAUGGCGGUGGAGUGGAUGAUUACGGAUCCGUGGUUGAGGAGAUUGAGAGUGUAACUACUGGGUUUGAAGAUUCUAAUGUGGGUUUUGAUUUUUCACCAGAGGUUUGUGCAAAGGUUGAAACUUCUCCCGAGCCAGUAACGGAGUCUCCAGCGGGCUCUGGGUUAACAGAAGCGCCAGAGGGAUUCGAGAAAGGUAGCGUUUCAGAGGGUAAUGUCGAUAAGGUGGCCGAGGCCUCGCCGGAGCCUGUUCAGAAGUUGAACCCUUUGGAGAAACAGAGUGUGGAGAAAGAUUGGUGGUUGAAGCAGGGAAAGGAGAAUAAUGAUGGAGCUGUGAAAGACUAUGUGAUGGAGUGGAUUGGAACUGAGAUCAAUAACGAGAGGCCUAAGAUUGGAACGGCUUCUUCUAGCUUUGAUCCUCUCGGGAAAACUGAGAAGAAGAAAAAGAAGAGUAAUAGGAAGCAAUUGGAUUGGUGGAUAUCAAUGGAUGAAGAAAAGAGUGCCAAGAUUUUGAAGAAGAAGGAAAAGAGAAGGCCUGCGAGGGAGUGGUGGAAGGAGGAGUAUUGUGAAGAGCUAGCAAAGAAAAAGAAGAAAAGGAUGAAGCAACAACAGAAGGGAGCAGCGAGUUCGGUCGAUAAUGGUGACGAUUGGUGGUUGCAUGAUGAGGAAUUGUACUCGGAGAGAAAGAAGAGAAACAAGAGUAGGAGCAAGGGUAGUUUAGAUUGGUGGUUGGAUGGACUUAGCGGUGAACUCCGGCGAGGUUGGCGAAACGGUAGUCAUGACUCUGGUAGUGGAGAAAUCCCAAAGAGUGGUGGCUAUAGUAGUACUCCUAGUAUGAGGGGAACUGUGUGUUAUGUUGCCCCUGAAACGGGUUUUGGUGGUAAUCCAUCUGAGAAGUGUGAUGUCUAUAGUUUUGGGGUCUCAUUACUAGUCCUUAUAGCUGGGAGGCGCCCUCUUCAGGUUACAAACUCACCUAUGUCUGAAUACCAACGUGCAAAUCUUUUGUCAUGGGCUCGUCAUCUUGCUCGAGCUGGAAAACUUAUUGAUCUUGUUGAUAAGUCUAUUCAAUCUUUGGAUCGAGAACAAGCUCUCCUUUGUAUUAAAGUUGCAUUACUCUGUUUACAGAAGAUACCAGCUCGCAGGCCUUCAAUGAAGGAGGUUGUGGGAAUGCUAACUGGGGAAUUGGAAUUGCCCCAGCUACCUGCUGAUUUAUCCCCUUCACCUCCCCAGUCUAGGUUCCCUUUCAAGACUCAUAAAAAGGUUCGGUGAGUUUUCUGAUGUCUAGUUCGGAUGUCUUGUUUUAUUUUUUUAAUGUUAACUGUAGAUUCAAUACUGAUUUAAAGAAUUGUCCAUCAGUCCAUUUUUGUGGAUGAUUUGUGUAGAGGAAAAAUAUUGAAAAGGAAAAGAAGAUGAUAGUUUACAUUUUACA
Molecule: messenger RNA, 2432 nt
Organism: Humulus lupulus (European hop)
Lineage: Eukaryota; Viridiplantae; Streptophyta; Magnoliopsida; Rosales; Cannabaceae
Product: receptor-like serine/threonine-protein kinase At4g25390
Exons: 1
Coding region: 236-2272 (678 amino acids)
Biological process (GO): protein phosphorylation
Molecular function (GO): protein kinase activity; ATP binding
Source: RefSeq, a predicted model, not a curated record